Thelazia callipaeda (thelaziosis nematode) is the source of this 1845-nucleotide messenger RNA. The record is from the annotation of a GenBank genome assembly. Lineage: Eukaryota; Metazoa; Nematoda; Chromadorea; Rhabditida; Thelaziidae.
AUGAUGUGGCUUUUAUUAGCAGCAACUUUGUCUUUGACAUUUGUUUUCCAUGAAGUGACGGGUCAAAGGUCGACAAAUCAGCAAACAGUUGCAUUCCGGCAAACCUGUAAUGAUGCACCAACGCCAUCUCAUCGUAGUAUAUGUUUAAGUCUACAAAGAAUGGCAAGAAAUUCAAGUCGGAAUCAGCAAAUUUUGACCGUCCAUCCACCGGGCAUUCCGGAACAUCUCAGACCUGGCGUGAUAAUGCCAGGUUCACGUGGACAGGUCGCAAGCCAUCCUUACGAUUGCAUGACUAUUCCUUGUCUGUGUCCAUACCUCAGAGGUGCGAUUGACCCUAAUAAUCAAUGUAUACUUCGAAAUGGUCAAAUUAUGACGAUGGCAUAUCGAAAAGAAUAUCGCAUGCUGACGGAAGAUGAAAGAUUACGAUAUCACAACGCUUUGACCAUUCUAAAACGAAGUGGAGAGUAUGAUCGUAUCGGUUUGGAACACCAAUCAGUUGGGUCAGGAAGCGGUGCGCAUUCAGGACCCGGUUUUCUCCCGUGGCAUCGCGAAUUCAUUAAGAGAUUCGAAAUUGCUCUUCGUUUAAUUGAUCCAUCAGUGUCUAUACCCUACUGGGAUUCAGCAUUGGAUAGUUACCUACCUAAUCCCCGAGAUUCUAUUUUAUUUAGUCCAUAUUUUGUCGGUGAAACAGAUAUGUUUGGAAAUGUUGUUAAUGGUCCAUUUGCAUAUUGGAGUACACUUGAUGGUCGAAACGCUAUACUCAGGAAUCUUGGCCAAGAGGGUCAACUUUUCACGGAAGCAAGCAUAGGUCAAGUAAUGCAACAAAGUGCAAUUGAAAACAUUUUAGCCUAUACUGCGCCUUUUCAAGGUUGUCCUUAUCCCAUCAAUUAUGGUGCUUUAGAGUAUUCACACUCAAAUGUUCAUCUUUGGAUUGGUGGUCAUAUGAAACCAACAGAUCAAUCCACGAAUGACCCAAUAUUUUACGCUCAUCAUGCAUUUGUUGAUUUCAUUUGGGAACUAUGGCGACAAAAUAUGCAGCCAGCAUGGAUUCGUGAACAAGCAUACGCACCUGAUAUAGCACAAUGCGCCGAUCCGCAACACUUUAGUUAUGCUUUAAUGCGACCUUUUUACACACUAACCAAUCGGGACGGCAUGUUUUCGCUUUCAUUUAGUUUGUCCAAUAUGUAUACCGAUCAAAUGUACCGAUAUGCGCCCCGACCAGGCUGUACCGCUCAGCAAGCAACUUGCGGUUCGCCAUAUCUCUUCUGUGACACUCGUGGUUUCCCACACUGUGUUUCCAAGAUCAAGUUUGGUGGAUUGUGUUUUGGUUUUGAAGCCUUUGAUGCUUGCUUUGAUGGAAUUUGCAUUAUGGGACGAUGUGUUAGCGGAGCCACCACAUCAGCGGUAUGUUUUCCCUCACAUUCUUGUUUCAGUUUUCCUCGUGAUCUGCAUCCUGUAGUUGAACUUUGCCAGCCAUUCGUCCCUCAAAUGCAGCUUUCGCAAAAUCAACGACGACAGAUCGAGAAAGCUAGACCUGAAAUGCGACAGUUCGUGAAUUGCUUUAAUCGCCAUCAUUGCUGUGAAAUGUGGGCUAGAAAUGAUGAAUGUCGUCUAAAUGCUAAUUAUAUGAGACAAUAUUGUCAAGCUGCUUGUCAUGUCUGUAAUCCUUCAUAUAAUGCAAGUAAUGAAUGCCCGGAUCGGCAUAUUUCAUGUAGGCAGUGGAGUAUGGAAGGUCAAUGUCGAGGGGAUUCUAAUCAGUUUAUGGCCGAAAAUUGCCGUCAAUCAUGCGGCUUUUGUAAUAGAUCGAAAGAAGCUUCUUGUCCAAGGCCAUCACGGGUCACUUGA